This is a messenger RNA of Xenia sp. Carnegie-2017, 3636 nucleotides long. Its product is annotated as fibroblast growth factor receptor 2-like. Gene Ontology annotation, cellular component: extracellular region; signaling receptor complex. The transcript is spliced from 20 exons. The record is from RefSeq and is a predicted model, not a curated record. Gene Ontology annotation, molecular function: transmembrane receptor protein tyrosine kinase activity; ATP binding. The coding region runs from base 108 to 3389 and encodes 1093 amino acids. Lineage: Eukaryota; Metazoa; Cnidaria; Anthozoa; Malacalcyonacea; Xeniidae. Gene Ontology annotation, biological process: positive regulation of kinase activity; protein phosphorylation; multicellular organism development.
UAAACGUGCUCAUUCAGAGUAGGCCGACAGCUGGCAUCAAGGAAAGGUCUUUAUACCACAGCUGCAAGGAUUACGCAGUCUUUGAUUACCAGUCUUGAAAUCGCUGGAUGAUGGCUGGUGAACGUUAUCUGACAAGUUUUCGUCUCUCAUUCAUCGUGUUUGCCACAUUGGUAUCGUUGACGUUGGGAUUUUUCAGCCAGAAACCACGUUUAAAGGGUGAACGCAUAAUUAUAGUCGAUGUUGAAGCAGAUGACACCGCUCGUCUCAAGCCGACGUUACAAAGCUUUAAGAAAAAAUGGAAAUGGGAAGUUUUUUGGUACAAGAACAACACGCUCAUCCGAAAGCGAAGAAAUAGCAAGAAAUAUCGUUUUAAAAAUCUCUUGCUAAGAAUCAAGCACGUCAGUAAAGACGAUGCUGGCUUGUAUAAAUGUGUCAUCAAAAAUAAAUUUGGGAGUGCUAGCCAAUUUUUCAAUCUUACUGUUGGCGGUGAACCACCAGGAAUCAAGGGACAGGGUCCUCCUUGGUUCCCAAGGGCCCCACCUAAGGAAAAGUUCAUUGCAUGGCCAGCAUCAAUAGACCUAAAACUCCGAUGUCCCGCCGACGGUGAACGCCCACUCAGAUACAAAUGGUAUAAAGAUGGAAAGCCGGUGCAACAUCGACUGUUAGAUCCCAGCUUCAAUAGCACAAGAUGGCAUUUGACAAUAAAAAUGUCCGUACUUUCUGACAACGGUUUAUACACGUGUCUUGUGACAAACAAGCUUGGGAAUGCAAGUCGGCGAUUCAAAGUGCAAAUUCUUGAAAGAGCACAGGUCGCUCCUAUAUUAUCAGAUCACUAUCCUAAGAAUUACACAAAAAAGAUUGGAUCAAAUGUAACAUUUCAGUGCAUUGAGCUCGUCAGUCCAAUUCUAACGGACUACAGAUGGUUGUUUUGGAAAGGUGGUAGCUAUCCAAAUUUGCAAAUGCUAAAGGACCUUUCCUCGCUUAAUUCAACGUACUUCAAGAUGAUAAGCCCGCUUCAGUACCAAUCGUUUAAAGUUGCGCCUGGCAAAUAUGGUGGAAGAGUAUUGCUUACCAACGUUACGAAGAAAGAUCAGGGAUGGUACACAUGUUUGAUCAGUAACAACCUAGGCAGGGGAUGGCGAACUGCACACUUGACCGUGCUCACUGAGAAGGAAUGGGAUGAUAGGUUUGUUGUGAAAAGAAAUCCUACAACUGCACCAGAAAAGAGAAGCAAUUCCAACGCGAUAGGAGAGAGAAGUAUUAUAGCAAUUUCAGUGUUUGCUGUUUGCAUCUUAAUCACUUUCAUCAGUGUCAGCAUUGGCAUCGUAUUUUACAAGCGGAAACUAUCGAAGAAAGUUGUUGAGAAGGUGUUGUAUUCGCGUGGUUUUGAUUUGUCCAAGGAAAGCUCUAAUGUUUUUGUCGGUCAGCAAGAUUCGGUGAAAGUGUUUGGUCUGAAGAGGAACGGGCGAUUGGAGUCGAGUAGUUUUACCAGUUCAACGAUGCCUUUGAUGCACAGACAGAACAGUUACCGGACUAGACUACCAUCAAAUAUUGACGCGGAUUUGAACGAAGGCGAGUUUGAACUUCCUUAUGACGAGGAAUGGGAGAUUGAAGAGUGUCAGCUUGCAAUCAAGGACGAGAUUCUUGGUGAAGGGGCCUUCGGGUUGGUAAUGAAAGCCGACGCAUUUGAUCUGCCUGGACAUCCAAAAUGCCACACAGUUGCGGUCAAAAUGUUGAAAAAUGAUGCGACCAAAGUGGAGCUUGCCGAUCUCGUCUCCGAAAUUGAAACAAUGAAAAGGAUCGGCAGUCACAAGAAUAUUAUAAAUUUUCUUGGCUGUUGUACGCAGAACGGGGCAUAUUUUCUGUACAUGGUCGUUGAGUACGCACCUUAUGGCAAUCUUCGAGAGUUUCUUCGAAAUCGCAGACCUGCAGUGCUGAACGCAAGAUUACCAUGCGAUCCUAACAGCAAUCUGGCACCGGUCACGACAAGAGAUUUCAUAUCAUUUGCUUUUCAAAUCUCGAGAGGAAUGGAACACUUGAUUGCAAGAAAGUGUAUUCACAGAGAUUUAGCUGCAAGAAAUAUAUUAGUUGGUGAAGACUACGUCAUGAAGAUUGCAGACUUCGGAUUGGCUCGUCACACGCGCAUGGAUUACUACAGAAUAACAACCGACGGAAGACUGCCAGUCAAAUGGCUUGCAAUCGAAGCACUAUUAGACCGAGUUUAUACCAUACAGAGCGAUGUGUGGGCGUUUGGUAUUCUUCUAUGGGAGAUAUUCACACUAGGUGGAUCACCAUAUCCCGGCAUUCCAGUAGAGAAAUUAUUCGAAUUCUUAAACAACGGUUACAGGAUGGAAAAACCAGAAAAUUGCCCUUAUCAAAUCUACGAAAUGAUGUUGAAAACGUGGAGUGAAAAUCCUUCACAUCGACCAUCAUUUGCCCAGUUGGAACGUGAACUUGAAAAGAUGUUAUCAAGCCUUACCAACCAGGUAGUGUGGAAGGACUCAAAGGAACUAGGGAUGGCAAGAGUGAAAACACCAGAUGGGAAGAACACAUAUGCUGUUGCUCGUUAUCGUCCUGCAGGAAAUAUGAUGGGAGACUUCGAAGCGAACGUCUUUAAGAACAAAUCAAAAGAUCCACCGCUUUUCGUGAAAAACAUCGAUGUGUCACGUGGUGAAGAGCAACACAGCCGCAUAGUGACAACAUCGCGCGAAAAGAAUGAUGGGAAACGGCAACAGACACGCGUUGUUGCUAAAGAAACAAAAAUAAAUACUCCACAAGGCACAAGAACGGUCAAAACAACAACAACUUAUACAACAACAUCAGGUAGUCAAUUGAAGAAUGACGACCCUUCAAAAAAGUUCAAGUCUCUUCAAAUCAACGACAAGGAUGACAAAGCGUCUGGAAGGCCGCAAGCAAACACUGCCAAUGCGAAACCAUCUGGUCCUUUUCAAGAAGUGGCUUUGAAGCAGCACAAUCAUUACCGUCGUUUACAUCAAGUACCUGACCUACGUUGGAGCAAUGAACUUGCCCGUGAUGCUCAAACUUGGGCCGAUAAGAUUGCCCGCAAAAAUACCAUGCAACAUGCAUCAUCAGGAGAGCGCAAAGGAGAUGGUGAAAAUUUGGCAUAUUUUGGUGGCAGAUUUGGUGAUAUUGGCAAAGAUUCAGUAGACAUGUGGUACAGCGAAGAAAAGAAGUAUAAAUACAGCAAUCCAGGUUUCAAAAGCGGAACGGGUCAUUUUACUCAGGUUGUGUGGAAAGAUUCAAAGGAAGUUGGUAUGGGCUGGGCCAAGUCACCGGAUGGAAACAGCGUUUUUAUUGUGGGUCGCUAUAGACCAGCUGGAAAUAUGAUGGGUUCAUUUGACAAAAAUGUUUUCCCUCCAAAGAAGUAGAAAUCUGCUGCGAGUUCAACAUGUAUUUUCGUAACGCACGUUAUGGCACACGGCUUUUGCAUCACUCACAAUGACAUUAUCACGUGGCUUAAUAUUUUAAAGUAGAUAAAGUGUAGUUUUGUUAAUUUGUUCUCAUUUUUUUAACUCAUUUAGCAACAAUUUCAUAAGUAUUUCACUUGUAAACUAAUUGGAUAGAAGGGCAAAAAUUGCCUUUUUGGUAUGAAUAAAUAAAAAAUAUAUAAAUUGC